Molecule: messenger RNA, 1250 nt
Organism: Actinia tenebrosa (Australian red waratah sea anemone)
Lineage: Eukaryota; Metazoa; Cnidaria; Anthozoa; Actiniaria; Actiniidae
Product: inositol monophosphatase 1
Biological process (GO): phosphatidylinositol phosphate biosynthetic process; signal transduction; inositol metabolic process
Molecular function (GO): inositol monophosphate 1-phosphatase activity
Source: RefSeq, a predicted model, not a curated record
ACAAAAUGGCGGCAUCAGUAGACGAGUAUUUGAAGGCAGCAGUCGAAGUAGCAAAGAAAGCUAGCGAGGUCAUCAAUGAUGCAUUGCACAAGGAAAAACUCAUCACUACAAAAGACGGCAUGAGUGAUUUGGUGACUGAAACAGAUCAGCAAGUAGAAAAACUGAUCAUAGGAACUCUUAAGGAAAGAUUCCCAACACAUAGUUUUAUAGGCGAGGAGUCAGUUGCUGCUGGAGAAAAAUGUGUUUUUACUGACAAUCCAACUUGGAUUAUUGAUCCCAUAGAUGGUACAACUAAUUUUAUACACAGGUAUCCAUAUUUUGCCGUUAGCAUUGGACUUGCAAUAAAUAAAGAGUUAGCAGUGGGUGUCGUUUAUAAUGUUGCCAUGAAUGAACUGUAUACAGCUGUAAAAGGAAAAGGAGCUUUCCUGAAUGGAAAGAAAAUUCAAACAACUAAAGAAAAAGAAAUUGGCAAGGCCUUAGUUAUUACUGAGUUGGGAUCAAACCGUGAAAAGACCAGGCUUGACAUUUUAAUGAGAAACUACCGUAGAUUAGCAGAAGAGCCAAACGCAGUACAUAGUAUUCGUUUACAAGGGUCGGCAGCUUGCAACAUUUGCACUGUAGCAAAUGGGGUUGCUGAUGCUUAUUAUGAAUUUGGAAUCCACUGUUGGGACAUCGCAGCAGGCAUUUUGAUCUUGACAGAAGCUGGGGGUGUGGCCACUAACCUUGAAGGUGGUCCUUGCGACAUCAUGUCCAGGUUUGUCAUGGCUGCAAGUACAAAAGAACUGGCUAGUGCUGUUUGUCAGCAAUUGGAACGUAUAGACUGUCCCUCAGAUUAACAAUGUACACUACACAGGUAGCCCACUAGGUAACAGUGACAACACAUAGAACAUGUAGACUAUCCCUUAGAUUAACAAUGUACACUACACAGGUAGCCCAUUCCCUAGGUAACAGUGACAACACAUUGAACAUGUAGACUAUCCCUUAGAUUAACAAUGUACACUACACAGGUAGCCCAUUCCCUAGGUAACAGUGACAACAUAUAGAACAUGUAGACUACCCCUCAGAUAAACACUGAACACUACACAGGUAGCCCACUAGGUAACAGUGACAACACAUCUGUACACUACACAGGUAGCCCACUAGGUAACAGUGACAACACAUCUGUACACUACACAGGUAGCCCACUAGGUAACAGUGACAACACAUCUGUACUCUACACAGGUAGCCCAUUCCCUAGGUAACAGUGACAA